Messenger RNA from Alternaria rosae, 896 nucleotides. RefSeq lists its product as uncharacterized. The transcript has a single exon. Lineage: Eukaryota; Fungi; Ascomycota; Dothideomycetes; Pleosporales; Pleosporaceae. The record is from RefSeq and is a predicted model, not a curated record. The coding region runs from base 57 to 686 and encodes 209 amino acids.
ACCUCUCACAAAACUCAAGACAACUUUCACACAAAAAUCUCGACUUCAUAGCAGCCAUGUCAGACGACACCAGCUUCUCGUCAUGCGAUCAGUCGAACGAUUGCCCACCCUCUUACAACACGCUUGAAAACCUGCCAUAUAAUGCAUCAGACAGUUUCUGCAACACCGCUUCUGAACCAACACCACACAACCCAUCCGAUCACAUCCUCUCCCCUCUACCCGCUUGUUUCCCCGACGUCCACCAAUCAACGAACCACUUCUCCACCCCCAGCGACCCAAACUACGACAUCGAAGCCGCAUCGCACAUAAUAAGCGCUUCCAACACUACGAACCUCGCUCUCUCCGCGCUGCACUCAAAUGCCACAGAAUUCGAACGUUCAAAACAUAUCUCAGCAGCUGAAGCCCUGCACGAUACGCGCACUACACCCACGACGUCGAGGCAGAGAAGGAAGCCUUCGGCACGGGGCAAAUGCUUGACUAUUCUCAUCAUGAUCUUGGUAAUCAUCAUUAUCGGUUUGGCUAUACUCUAUUUUGAGGCUGAAAAGCGCCGGAAAGAUGGGGAGGGUCAAGGAGGUAAUGCGGGUGGAAGACUGAGGGAUGACUGGGAUGACGGGAACGACUCAAAUGACUGGAAUGCCUCGAUCAACCCAGUUGGAGGGCUAAGGAGGGGAACUUGGGGAGUUUGAGAGGUAGGAUGAAUGGCGAGUUGCUCUGGUGGCUGUGGGGUAGGAGGGGGAGAUGCUGGACGCUUAUUCCGUGAUCUGCCUGAGUAGACAGACUGAUUUCGAUGAUGAUGGGUAGCAGAUCGCGACAUCAAUCGUAACAUCGUCAUUUUCUUGACCUUUACGCGUACCCCAUUUAUUUCGAUACCGCGCACACAACAUACUUACAUAGUG